Messenger RNA from Heterobasidion irregulare TC 32-1, 1118 nucleotides. RefSeq lists its product as uncharacterized. The transcript has 11 exons. The record is from RefSeq and is a predicted model, not a curated record. The coding region runs from base 65 to 1057 and encodes 330 amino acids. NCBI's taxonomy places the organism in Eukaryota, Fungi, Basidiomycota, Agaricomycetes, Russulales, Bondarzewiaceae. Gene Ontology annotation, molecular function: nitronate monooxygenase activity.
UUCUUCUCCUUCCAACUUGACUUUUCCUGGCCCACGUCCUGUCCAUCUUUUUGAACUCUCGACCAUGAUUGAAACUGCAUUAACGAAACUUUUGAGUAUCCGCGUGCCUGUUGUCCAAGGGGGUAUGCAAUGGGUUGGCCUUCCUGCAUUGGCUGCAGCGGUGUCGAAUGCGGGUGGCCUGGGUGUCUUGACGGCCCUUACACAACCCUCACCUACCGCGCUUCGUGAGGCCAUCCGUCAAACGCGCAAAUUGACGUCAAAGCCCUUCGGAGUCAACAUCACCCUCCUCCCGAGCAUCAAUCCGCCGGACUAUGAGGGGUACGCACGGAGCGCAGUGGAGGAGGGCGUCAGGAUCUUCGAAACUGCGGGGAACAACCCGGGCCCGUUGAUUAAGUACUUCAAAUCUCAAGGAUGCAUCGUAAUCCACAAAUGCACUACAAUUCGCCAUGCCAAGUCUGCUGCAAAACUCGGUGUUGAUGUUUUGAGCAUCGAUGGCUUCGAAUGUGCCGGACAUCCUGGCGAGGAAGACAUCGGAGGAUUGACUUUGCUUGCACGCGCCGCGCAGGAGCUCGAUAUACCUUACAUUGCUUCCGGAGGCAUUGCUGAUAGCCGCGGAUUUGUGGCUGCCUUAGCCCUUGGAGCUUCGGGCGUCAACAUGGGCACGCGAUUUAUGUGCACCGUUGAGAGCCCGAUCCAUCAGAACAUCAAGGAGAAGAUAGUUCAGUCCACCGAGCAAGACACUGUACACAUCUUCCGUACUCUGAGGAACACUGCUCGGGUGUUCAAGAACAAAGUUUCCCAGGAAGUCGUGGCGUUGGAGCGGCGGCCUGGCGGUGCGAAAUUCGAGGACCUUAGGGAGUUGGUCUCUGGUGCAAGGGGGCGGGUGGUAUACGAAAAUGGUGACCCCGACUAUGGGAUCUGGAGCGCCGGCGUAACGGUGGGGUUGAUCAAGGACAUACCAACGUGCGAGGAGUUGGUUUCCACUAUCGAGAGAGAGGCCGAGGCGAUUAUUGACGGAUUGGGGAAAUUGAAGGUCCCAGUGAAAGCCAAGCUAUGAUUUCAUGUAAAAUACAAUGGAGCCCCUCCUGAAGGAAACUGAGCUCUAUUUUUCCUCGGUG